AACCAAUUGUUAGGUUCCUACAGUAAGUAGAGCAUUGUCGGAUGCAUUCCGAGGUGGAGCUGAGCUUACUUCCGUUUGUCAUUCAGCUAGAGAGCUGCUGGAUACAUGGUGUGUCGCUUGUCAGGAAGCUGCAUUUUGUGACGAGACAUCAUGACACUUUUUCACUUUGGGAACUGUUUUGCUCUGGCCUAUUUUCCGUACUUUAUAACCUACAAGUGCAGCGGCCUCUCGGAGUACAAUGCCUUCUGGAGAUGUGUCCAAGCUGGAGCAAUGUACCUGUUUGUCCAACUUUGUAAGAUGCUGUUUCUAGCCACAUUUUUUCCCACGUGGGAGGGAGGAGUAGGAGCGUAUGACUUUGUAGGGGAAUUCAUGAAAGCCACAGUGGACCUGGCAGACCUUUUAGGCCUCCAUCUCGUUAUGUCUCGCAACGCUGGCAAAGGAGAAUACAAGAUCAUGGUGGCUGCCAUGGGCUGGGCAACAGCAGAGCUCGUGAUGUCGAGGUGUCUUCCCCUGUGGGUCGGAGCCAGAGGGAUUGAGUUUGAUUGGAAAUACAUCCAGAUGAGCUUUGACUCAAACAUUAGUUUGGUACAUUACAUUGCUACGGCAUCAGUGGUAUGGAUGUUUACACGAUACGACCUUCCAAAGAGCUUCAGGCUGCCUGUGACUGUGCUGCUGGCUCUCUGUGUCUAUAAGGCCUUCUUAAUGGAGUUGUUCGUUCAUGUCUUCCUGUUGGGCAGCUGGACAGUGUUGCUGGUGAAAGCCGUGCUGACUGGGGCCAUCUCUCUGUGCUCGCUUUUCCUCUUUGUCACUCUGGUUCACUCCAACUAAAUAACCCUAACCCCCCCACCGGGCCAAAGCCUUUGACAGUCUUUCUGGUCCUGAUAGGACCGGGGUUGUCCUGAAUCAGGAGCAUACACCACAUCAGUCUUGCUGUCACCAUACAACAUUUAAGAUGGCUGAAAAACUACAGUUGAUAUUGAGCAGAAGUUGGGCAGGUCUGCCUGGAACACUUACCAGUGCUCCCAGUUUAUUGUGAUGAACCCAUUGUUAAAAACUGUGUGUGCUUUCAGUCCAUCUGUUGAAGCUGCAGAGCUGCGGUGGUGACAUCAGAAGGCUUCUGUAAUACGAUUGGCUUAUCUAAGCUGUGUUGGUUUCAUGGAAAUGUGACUUUUAUAUCAAAUGAAUCAAGACUUAGUUAACAGCAUAUUUAGUUUUAAAUGUUUUCCAGCAUUAAUGCUCAACGUAAGAAGUUUAAUAUAUAACAAAUAAAUGACAUCAGUAGUUUGUUUGCCCACAUGUGUCUUUUUGUUUGUAUAAAAGUAGUAAAAACAUGCAUUCUAGGACUUUUUUUUUCUAAUUAUUGAAAAGACUUGAGGUCUAAAUAAAAAAUCAGAAAUGCCUUGUUGUAAAAUUAAUGACAGGUUCUGUGAUUUUGACAUGAAUAAAUGUCUUUGUAUUCUUUCUCUCAA
Molecule: messenger RNA, 1469 nt
Organism: Haplochromis burtoni (Burton's mouthbrooder)
Lineage: Eukaryota; Metazoa; Chordata; Actinopteri; Cichliformes; Cichlidae
Product: transmembrane protein 147
Exons: 8
Coding region: 151-828 (225 amino acids)
Source: RefSeq, a predicted model, not a curated record